AUGUCCUUCUUGUUGCGACGGGCGCUGAAGCGCGCGACUCUCGCGCGCGUCAGCCCGCCCGCAGAGCAAAGACUGCGACAGGCGUCCACCCAGCCACGCGCAAGGGCUACUUCGACUCGAGCUUUUGACUUUCGACUGGCUACUGGCAUCGGCGCAGCAGCUGGCGCAGCAGCAGGUGCGGCCACCGGCGCAGCAGGGGAUCACGGUGACGGAGGGGGCGGCGGGAUGGGUGCGGACGGCGCUGGCCGCGCGACGGGGGAGGGCGAUGACUUGGGCGGCGGGGAAGCCGGCGCAGAUGACGAGGAGGAGGACGAGGAGGAGGCUGAGGCGCGCAGGAAGCGAAAGGGCAAGGGUAAAGCGAAGGCGACGCCGGCCAAACGGCAGAGGACGGGCAGCGAAGAGUACAUCCCCUCCUCAACCCCGUCCACUACCACCUCGACUAGCAGCACCCGCUCCCCCGUCUCGCUCCGCGGCUUGGGGCCAGUUCUCGCACCUGGUCCUCCGCCCACUCCCCACCAACCAGGGGAAUGCUUCGAACCGCCAGCACCCUCUCCCACGGUUCCGAACGCUGAGGACGCCGCCCCGGCCCAUCGUCGUCGGCGCUCCCGCAGCGCCGUCCCUUCCCCGCCCAGCUCCCAAUCUACCGACCCUCUAAGCUUCCGAGCCAGGCCACCGGCUGCGGAGGAGCCCGCCUCCGAUGCGUCGGACGAUCCACUCCUUCUGCGCGGUACUGCGCCCCGACGCCGCGAUGAUGCACUAGAAAGGGAGUUUGGAGCCAGUCUGGCAGGACGCACGGGAGCAGGCGGAUGGUUGGGGCCUGCAGGAGGAGGAGGACACGCGGCGCAACAACAGGUGCAUCCGGAUAGAGAUGAGGCUGACGAGGAGGAGGAGGGGGGAGAGAGCGGAGAAGAGGUCGAGGAGGAGGAGGCGGAGGGACCGAGCGGCGACGAGGUCGACGAGGAGAUGGAGGCCCGCAUCUUGGCUUGGCAUGAUCGGCGCGCUGCUGAGAUUAGGGAGGCUCAAAGGCGUCGAAGGAACCGGGGUGAAGGAACCAGCAAGGGUUCGGAGGGCAAGGGGUCACGCCCGCGCAAGUAG
This is a messenger RNA of Rhodotorula toruloides NP11, 1095 nucleotides long. RefSeq lists its product as uncharacterized. NCBI's taxonomy places the organism in Eukaryota, Fungi, Basidiomycota, Microbotryomycetes, Sporidiobolales, Sporidiobolaceae. The record is from RefSeq and is a predicted model, not a curated record. The transcript is spliced from 3 exons. The coding region runs from base 1 to 1095 and encodes 364 amino acids.